Messenger RNA from Jaculus jaculus (lesser Egyptian jerboa), 4916 nucleotides. It is a transcript of the gene Cplx2, whose product is annotated as complexin 2. The transcript is spliced from 5 exons. Gene Ontology annotation, cellular component: terminal bouton; SNARE complex. NCBI's taxonomy places the organism in Eukaryota, Metazoa, Chordata, Mammalia, Rodentia, Dipodidae. Bases 469 to 873 code for a protein of 134 amino acids. Gene Ontology annotation, molecular function: syntaxin binding. The record is from RefSeq and is a predicted model, not a curated record. Gene Ontology annotation, biological process: regulation of neurotransmitter secretion; neurotransmitter transport; synaptic vesicle exocytosis.
CCUCCAGCCCCCGCCUCUUUUCUCAGGAAGCUUGGGUCUCCUGGGAGCGGGUCUGCCCUUGGGGGAGGCCUCUAAGCUCUUGUGCCCUACAGCUCGGGCUGGGCAUUUGGGGGGGGGGCGGGCAGAACAGGGGUUUGGCGCGCCCCCCGCAUGUACAUGUGCUAACCCAGGCAGGAGGGAGCGUCUCGGCGGAGGAGUCAAGGAGGAGGAAAAGAAGGAGGAAGAGGAGGAGGGAGAGGCGCACCAGUUAUCUCGGUCCCGGGGCGCCCUAGUCGGCCGGCCGCGGAGGAGCAGCAUCCUCCAACAGCUCUGAAUCCUCUCUUCUCCCCCAGGAAGUUGUGCGUCUGUGACAUGCUGCCUGCCCAGCUUGGUUCCUGAGGCUCCUGCACCCCAGCUCAACCAGGAAGCACAGGUGGGCACAUCUUCCCGAACCAGACCAACCAGGGCACACUCACCAAAGCCUGCAGAAUGGACUUCGUCAUGAAGCAAGCCCUCGGAGGGGCCACCAAGGACAUGGGGAAGAUGCUUGGGGGAGAGGAGGAGAAGGACCCGGAUGCACAGAAGAAGGAGGAAGAACGACAGGAGGCCCUAAGGCAGCAGGAGGAGGAGCGCAAGGCGAAGCACGCGCGCAUGGAGGCUGAGCGGGAGAAGGUCCGGCAGCAGAUCCGAGACAAGUAUGGACUGAAGAAGAAAGAAGAGAAGGAGGCGGAGGAGAAGGCAGCUCUUGAACAGCCCUGCGAGGGAAGCCUGACCCGACCCAAGAAGGCCAUUCCUGCAGGCUGUGGGGACGAGGAGGAAGAAGAAGAGGAGAGCAUCCUGGACACGGUGCUCAAAUACCUGCCGGGGCCUCUGCAGGACAUGUUCAAGAAGUAACCAGCCCCAGCCCCCAUGUUACAAUUUUUUUUUUCUUUUCUUUUCUUUUUUUUUUUUUUGUUUUUUGUUUUUUGUUUUUGGUGGUGGUGUCAUUCUUUUCUUCUUAUUCAGUUCAGUCUCAAUUCUGAAGGAGAAAACCUCAAUUGGCCUCUGCCCCUCUUCCCUAGCCUCCCUUCUGCCCUCUUUCAUCCCAAGUAUCCAGUCCUGCCCCAUUCCCAAGUAGCUCGAAAAAGGGAAGAUAGCUUUAUUCCAGGGAGGGCAUUGAACCCAGGGCCAAAGGUACUGGGUGCCCCUGCAGAAGCCCGAGUUCCAGGUUAGUGUGGUAACCCCCAUACAUUCCUCCAUGCUCCCACUGCCAGGAGGACCACUGUCCCCAGCCAGCCAAAGUAACCAUACAUUCCAGCCUUGCCCAGUAUGCUGACCUGUGGCCUCUGAACCCCCUGCGGGGACACCAGGCAGGGCAGAGGCGUUGAGUGGCCCAGGCUCUGAGGAACAGAGUCAAGGUAAGCCUGUCCCAUGAGGUCCUAGCCUGAGGGCCUCUAGUUCCAGCCACGCUUAGUCUGGGCAAGAGGCUGGGGGUUCUCCUCUUCCCUCUUCCUGGAGACAACCUGCCCAGGAGCACACCCUUCCCUAAACCCCACCCAGAGAAACAUGGUCCCUGCCAAGCAGGUUUCUCCAAAUGGAUCCUCUUUGGACUUUAGCCCAUCUGUGGAGGAGCCCAAGGCAGGGCAAUCCUUUUUUCUCCCUUGCCUGACUUUGGUCCUGGGACCCCACUGCCAGGCUAGGCCCCCAGAUUGCCCAGCCAAGGGGCUGCCCAGACCCUUCCCCCCGCCCCAGAAAACACUUGGAGCCAUUGGGUAGUAAUGGUCUGUGCCAUGGGAUUCCCCCUAUUGGUGCAGCCGAACUGCCCCCAUUCCUAUCCGUCCUUCCUCCCUACCCUACCCUGUCCUGUCCAUGUGCUUCCAAGGCCCCGUGGUCCCCAGGAGGACCCUUCUUGGCCAAAUCCCCAAACUAAUGGGGGGGAAGCUAAUUCCCACUCGACAGAAAGCAUCUGUCCAUCCAUCCCACUGGCCAAGAACAAACUCUCCAUGUGACAUAUGGGACUGGCAUUCGUCCCUAUAGACACCCAGAUUGUCACGAUUUCUUGUUCUGUCGGUUGUGACAUAAUGGGUUGGGGCAGAGGAGGAAGAGCAAAUGGGAGAAAGAAGUGCGAGUCCACACGUACUUGAUAGUCAGUGGCAGAAUGCAUCAUGACUCGUAUGUCCAGGGAUUUUAAGCAUGUGCGUAUGGUGAGACUGUCAUGUCUUGAGAUGAUGUGUGUAUCAUCUAAUCUCUGCAUUAGAGAUUGUAAAUAUGAGUUGCCAUCUGUGUGUGUGAGUGUGUAUGUGUGUGUGUGUACGCACGUGCACUUGUUGUUGUGGGGUAUCUGAGUUGCAGUUAUGUCCUAAGUGUGUACUGGCCACUUCGUGUGUUUCAAGAUUGCAUGUGUUAACCUAAAUAUGCAUGUGUUUUCAAAAUGGCAUGUAUGUCAGUAGUGACAGUUUCAUGUUAGAUGUUGAACUGUGUGUGCUAAGACUGGCAUUUACAUGUAUGAGUCAAAACAGGCAGGUAUGUGUACAGAUGUGUGCUUGGAGAAAAAGAACAAGGGUAAGAUGCCCCUUCCCAGCCCUGAGACCAUUGGUCACAUCUGGCUCCAUCUAAUAGGAGACCUUGUCCUUGGCCUAAAGUUCUCCCACCCUUGGGGGUUUCCUACCUGAGGUCCUCAGCUUUCCACUGGGAUAGACCCAGGCAGUGCCCCAGGAAGCCAUGCUGGCCCCCCACUAGGGCCUAUUCCAAAAGCAGGGGCCAGGGAGGGGGCGACUUGCCUGCCUCUGAAGCCCCUGUCCCACUGGCCCCAAUUUGCAUUCUGCAGGUUUUCCAUUUUAGUGGAUUUAUGCUUUUAUUUCAGAGAGACGUGUGUCUUCUCUGUCCGUUUCUAAUAGUUAAAGCCAUAUCAGUUAGACUGCAAUACUUUCAAGAUGAGACAAAACAAUCCAUAUGUUUCGGGAACUAGAAAAGUCCCCUGGUGUGUCCCUUCUCUGAGGAGCAGAGCCUUGGCAGCUCCAGCUCCCUGGACUUCCCCCUCCCAGUCCCCAUCUCUCCCUUUGUGCCCCUGUGUUGCUGCCCCCCAGGGGGCCAGUGUCUGUGUCUGUCUGUGAUGGGGAGCAACCUGCACCUCUAUUGUCUGCUUGUCUAUGUCUUUAAUCCUGGGCAGGAUGGUCAUUCUCCAGAGCCCUGGGGUCCUGGAUCAAGGACAAGCAAGGACUAGUCCAGGGGCCCCAGACCUCCGUAGAUCCUGAGUAUAAAUCCCACUUGGACACAGGAGUGAAUACCAGUGUUGAGAGAAGACUUGUCCUUAACAGGGAUUCUUAGAUCCCAAAAGUGAUGCCAGGACACAGAGUGCCAGGUGGGCAGUAGAGAUGAAGGCCCAGGGAGCUACAGAUGAGCAAGGUAACCUAGCCAUACAAGACUUACCAGGUGAUCUCGGGAUCCUAGACCCUUCCGAUGGUGUUCUUAGUGCUCUCCAGGGCCCCCUCUGGAGCCCCAGCAUGGCCUAAGGGCUUUUCAGCUCCUCCCAGUGCCCUCCAGGCUGGGCUGGCUUAGUCUGGGCGCACCUCCCAGUCCCCUCUCUUCUGCUCCCAGGCAGCAGGACUUGAGGUCUCUCUGGAAACGGGGGCAAGACGGAGAAUUUCCACCUGGCACAUACCUGGCUCCGCCGGGUACAAAGUUCGGCAGGGGGGAGGGGGCAAUGAAUGCAAGUUCUGAUACAGACCUGACUAUGGGGAGAAACCAGUGAGGUGACCCUAAAAGAAUGUGUAUGUGCAGCACAAUCAUGGGGGUGGGGAAGGGCAAAACACAAGUGGGACUCUCUAACAGAGGAAGGGAUGGUCACGUGGUAUCUGUGUGGCAGAAGGGGUGUGGGGCCCACGCUGGAUGAAAGGAUGUCACACUUGCCACCCAGAAACAGGACAAUGUUCUAUAACAAAUUAAGGAAAGGAAAGACACUAGAAUUUAUUCAUAUCUUCCCCCUCUCUCACACACACACAGUGGGGUGGGGGGAGGGGGGAAUAAUUGGUAGGUGGCUAAAGAAGAGAGAAGGUAUAAGGGAGCAUGUGCCACCUUCCCGGGCAUGUGUGUUUUUGGGGAAUGUCACCAGACCCUGACACCUGAGAUUCACCACCAGGGUGAGUACAAGGGCCUUCUCUGGUCUCCUUACACUCGGUCCUGACAAUUUCCAAAGGGAAAUCCACUCCAGGUCCGAAGCACUGGAAGGUGUCUCCACAGCCCCAGAGGUUCAUAUCAUGUACCUUCAGCGGAAGUGAAAGGUCUAGAGACCACCCAGGAGCACAAGAGAAAGAGAAAGUGCGAGAGUGAGAAAGAAACAGAAAUUGUGCAGCCCAGGGCCCCUCAGAAGUAGACCGGGGAUGGGCAAUCCAGCCACCCCCAAAGGCUUGUGGAUGGAGUAAAAUAAAGGGCUUCCCAGCCCUAGGAGGGCCUAGCACCCACCUGGAAAUAUUGCCUACUCACAGCCCCCUGGUCCUGGCAUACUAGGGUUCCAUGGUCUCUGACUGCACAGGGAGACUGGGGAGCAGAUUGGCCCCCAUAGUGGAUGUCUCCCAGAGGGGAUGCCUCCCAGGUCUGAGGAUAUGCUCCUCAAAAAAUUCCCUGCUCCAGUCCUUACUCUGGUUGUCCUGCUCUUUUCACUGGGGAAAGAAUGAGGGUGUUCCUGCUGAUCCUGGGGUGGGGUUGGGGACUCCUGAGGCCCAGGUAGGAUGGACCAUCCUGCUCAUGUUGGGAAACACCUUGCCCACAUUUGUGCUGUGUUCUUGUUGCUCUGCUCCCUUGAAAUGUGUCAGUAUCUGGGGGGGGGAGGGGAGGGUACUCCCCCACACUCCCUUGAACCUGACCAAAAGCCAUGGCCAUUUCUCCCCCCCUUUGUAUGAUGCAAAUGCUAACAUGUACAAAACCAACCAUGACAACAAAAGAAAGAACCUUCUACAGCA